Molecule: messenger RNA, 955 nt
Organism: Brassica oleracea var. oleracea
Lineage: Eukaryota; Viridiplantae; Streptophyta; Magnoliopsida; Brassicales; Brassicaceae
Source: RefSeq, a predicted model, not a curated record
UUCCUGGAAGUCGUCUGAGUAGUCUUCUCACUUCAUGGAAGCCGUCUGCAAGUCUUCUAUAGCAUUUAGCAUAGUGCGCAACCUAUGUGUUUGAGAUGGUUGUUUGUGAUUAUUUGCAGGCCUUAAAAUGGAUUUACCAGAACUCCCGCCGAGGAUGUUUACAUUAGGAGAAGAGCCCGAUGCAAUCAGGAGCAUUUCGUAUCAUUCUGAUGACACGAAGUUGUUUAAAGCUCUAUGUGAUUGUCUCACAGCUGACGAAUAUGACGAUCUGAAGGCGUCGAAGUUAAGAGUGUUCAUCAAAUUCAAGGAGCUUGACUUUGGUUGGACUUCAAGGCUGGUACAUUUUUUGCUCUGUUUCCAGCUGGACAUCAAGAAGAAGUUUGAGCUCUGGAGUCUUGUCGUUUCACAACCUGUGAGGUUUUCACUGAUAGAGUUUGAACACCUCACUGGGCUGAACUGCGAUUACAUCAAGGACCUGGAAAAUCCAAGGUGUGAGGUUACGUCGGAGAUGGCUGCUUUCUGGGAGAAGAUGCGUGUUGAUAUCGAUACUGGGCCAAGUAUUGAACAGAUAACAGAAGCAUUUUACAACUGCGACGAGUGGUCUCCGGACGAUCGCAUGCGGCUGGGAUACCUUGCCAUCUACGCAGGAUACAUCGAAGGGAAAAAGUUCUCAUCCGCUACAUCAGCUAGUCUUGCAAGGCUAGUGAUGGAUUUAGAAAAAUUUGAGAAUUAUCCAUGGGGGAGAGUGGCGUUUAAGGUGCUGAUGGAUUCUCUGAAGGCAAAAGACUUGACGCAAACUGGUUACACUGUUGAUGGGUUCAUACAAGUGCUCCAAGUGUGGGCGUACUAUGCUAUGCCAGAAUUGGGUGCUAAUUAUGGGUCUCCCAUACCAAACAGACCGUCUCCACUGUUGCUGGCUUACAGGGGUGGCAAAAGACAACGCAAAUGUUUUAAG